GGGACUUUCCUCCUGGGGCCCACCUAACGGAUCUGUUCGACUCUGCUUCGAGUCCAUCCCGACUCCGUAGCGAUUUUGGCCCAAGCGUGCACGUUGGCGCAGUGCGGCGGGGGCGGGCCGGGCCCGCCAGGAGGGCCGCCGGGGGCGGGCCUAGCCGCGGCCAUGGUGGGCCAGCGCGUGGCCGUGUCGAUGGCCAGCAACUUCCUGCCGCUGCUGCUGCUGACGGUCGUGCCGGUGUGCGCCGUGCUCGCUGGCCACGUGCGGGCCCCGCACCUGAUGGUCUCAGACAUCAUUGCCUCCGGGCCGCUCUACAAGGCGUUCUACGCCUUCGGGUUCACAUACUGCGCCUACGGCUCCAACACCAUCUGGACCGAGGUCAUGCGCCACGUCAAGGCGCGAGCCCCGGCACUGCGGCGGGAGGCGGACCGCUUCCUCAUCGUCCUGCACUGGGUGGUCUUGCCGUGCCUGCUGCUGCUGUCGACCUUCUCCUACGACCACGAGGAGCCCGAGCACGGACUCGACGGCUCGGGCAGGCAGCCGCGAUCCUGGGCCGAGGGCAUCCCCAGGGACGCUGGCGCGCUCGCCAGCUGGCUUGUGCACGUACUUUCCACCAGCCUCUUCUUCUUCGGCGCUGCGGUCUGCGGAGGCAUCUACGUGAGGCAGAUCAUGCCGCACCUGAAGGACAAGGGGCUCGUGCAUCCCAGAGACUUGGCCUGGAGUAGGGUGGCGUGCGGCGGUCUCGUUUACGGCGUCUUUAUCACGGCCAUCGUCCGGGUUCUGCACAUGUUCCACGACCAGCACCUGUGGUGUUGGCCGCUCGCGGUCUUCGAGGUGGCUCUGAUUCUCCUGUGCAUCGUCGUGAAUACGAUGGGGACGCUCCAACUACUAAGCGAAUUGGAUAAGGACGAGCCAGCAAUAGACUUCAAGGAAGCCUUUCUUCUGUAGAGGCGCGAGGCGCAUACUAUCAUGUGGUUGGACGUGGUAGCACUCCGCGCCGUCGUUCCCGUCAUCGCUGACCUCGCAUCCCUAGUGUUCCGCCUGCGGCUUUUUGUUUCACGCCAGUUUGGCCCGGCGCAGGCUCAAUUCUCUGCGUUUGAAUGCUUUCAAGCUCAGUCGCAUACCGGCCGCGUUUUCUUCUACGUCUCUGGUGUAGCAUUCGGCCUGCAUGUGGCCGCCGACGCUGCACAUGUGUAUGUGCAGCCGUGGGGCUGGUAGGAGGCAGGUCGGCGUGGAGAAAAACAUAAAGUUCAAUUUUUCACGCUUCGCGUACUUUGCAUCGUUGAUCCCCCGUACGGCUUGUGUCGGAGAUGAGGCGCACGCACUGGCUCCGGCAGGCAGGUGUUGGUCGCUGCCGACAGCCUUACACCGGGAGACGCUUGAUGCCUGGCCUUGCCCUGGGAACGGCCCUGCAGUGAGUGGUUCAGCUUUCUGCUGUUCGCGGUCGUUCUAUUUGCAGAGCAAUCUGCACAUGUUCGAACGGUUUUCUCGACCCGCCUCGCGAGCCUGUUGACC
Molecule: messenger RNA, 1512 nt
Organism: Prorocentrum cordatum
Lineage: Eukaryota; Dinophyceae; Prorocentrales; Prorocentraceae
Source: the annotation of a GenBank genome assembly